Molecule: messenger RNA, 3405 nt
Organism: Mesocestoides corti
Lineage: Eukaryota; Metazoa; Platyhelminthes; Cestoda; Cyclophyllidea; Mesocestoididae
Source: the annotation of a GenBank genome assembly
AUGUCAUCUUCAGAUAACAGGAUAGACACAGAAGACGCACUCCAAGAUGAAGACGAGACAGAUUACGACUACAACGACGUUUUCGGGGAGGUCGGUCAGGAUAUUCGACAGGGUCAUCAAAUGACUGAUAUAUUCGAUAAAGCCGGGAUCGGAACUAGUUUUUAUGAGCGUUUUGUGGGUGCAUUAGAGGACAUUCGAUAUUUGAUGUGUUUUUCUUCUCCUAUUAUCGCUCAGUAUUUUACAGAUGUAACGGAGUGUAUGAUAAAGCGCAAGGUGCGCCAAUUUAUGAAGCUGCUCAUUGCCUAUUGGUGUGUUAUUCUCACAAAGUCUCUGAGACAACCGGAACCGUCUUUGACCACAUUUAAAUUCUCUGCAGUUAUGAUGGUUGUAUUUGUUUUAUUUUACAUAUAUACGUUCCGUCGAUUAAGUCGAAGUGAAUACAAGUUUAUCUCUCUGAUUCUGACAGUCGGAAGUCUCUCAUACACCCUUUAUGAGUCAUGCCGACAGGAAUCCGCACUUGACGGUACUUUCACAUAUCCAUUUUCUCUAGUCAUUUCGAUCAUUGUUUUUCUGCCGCUAGAUGUGAAUUUAAUUGUUCCAAUAUUAGUAAUAUUUUGUGUCAUUUUUGUUAAAACAUCAGCACGAAAAAUGACCUAUUCACAAUUCAAAAGGGAACACUAUAUGUCCAGUGUUCAGCCUCUUUACUCCCAAGUGUACUCCUACCAGUACAGCAUAAUUGAGGAUGGAACAAAAACAUGGGCAAUGUACACGGAGGAAUACUGCAUUAUUCAAGUUGUCAGUUGGAUUACAGUUAUAUUUGUGGGCUGCUACUUGAGAUUUUGGAAUGAGCUUCGUCGCCGGUCUGCGUUCUCCAUUAUCGGUAAAUCAGUAAGGGCAAGGAAUCAAAUUAAAACCUCCUUGGAAAACCAAAGCGAGUGGAUUACGGCCAUCAUGCCCCUUCAAGUCCGCGAUCAGUACAUUUCAAUGUUGAGAGACAAUAGUAAGGUAGAUAAAAUUUGGUCAUUUGAUGAGGUCAGCAUCCUAUUUGCCGACAUAGUUGGUUUCACAAAGAUGAGUUCAUCCAAGACGGCAACCCAGAUUGUUAUGCUAUUGAACGAUUUGUACAACAGGUUUGAUGACCUGUCUAUUCAAGUGAAUUGUGAAAAAAUAGGUACACUUGGUGACUGCUACUAUGCAGUCGCUGGAUGCCCUGUUGAACGUGCAGAUCAUGCCAUGUGUUGUGUCGAAUUCGGUCUGGGUAUGUGUCGCAUCAUCAAGGUGUUUAACAAAGACAAUGGCGAGGAAGUGAACAUGCGCGUUGGUGUGCACACAGGGAGGGUAAAUGCAGCCAUAAUAGGCAAAAGCCGAUUUCGAUACGAUGUUUACUCAACAGAUGUCAUCAUUGCCAACGAAAUGGAGACUUUUGGUUUACCAGGACGUGUGCAUAUCUCGCAUACAACGUACAAACUAGUAAAACACUUUUAUCGCUUUGCAAAAGGACCUCCUGUUCCUGUUAUCAAGGAACAGCAGAUAGGAAUGGGUGGACUUGAGCAGGUUGAAGUUGAACUCAAAACGUACUUUGUAGAUCCACUUUCUUCUCUACUUAGGAAACGUGGCGAAAGUUAUGGACAAUCAGGAAUGCCUAGUAGAAUCUUGACACUUGAGAAUGAAAGCGAGCCUGUUGAUCCCGAAAUUUCUGAGGACGAAGUCGAUGAUAAUGAAAGGCAGUAUACACAAGUUGGAGAUGAGAAAAUCUUGAUCCCUACUUAUGUAAAUCACUUCUCGGAAGCAAAUGAAGCGGAAAAUAAAAGGUUAAUUGCCUUGCGAGAUAUUCGUCUUGUGCAGGCGUUACAUGAAGAUCCCAAACACCAAGUGAAGCUCUUUCGAUUCGUCCCUCUAACUUCUUUUUUGCAGCACUUUCAAGAUAAAUCUAUCGAAAAUGCCUUCGAAGACUACAUGCAUGGCUUCGUUCCGGUGGUCACAGUUGAGUCACCUCGUUUGGCUCCCCUCGUCGAUGCGGUGUCAAUUUCCCUGACCACUAUGGCCCUUCUGGUCCCGCAUUUGGUUCAUUUAACCACUGAAUCAAAAUCGUACUUUUCCAAGGAGAUUGUAACCUGUCUAACUGUACUCAUUUUUUCAUUCCUGGUUACCUUAACCUUCAUAUAUGGUUCCUCAAAACAUGCUGCUAAUGUUACGUUGGAACGCACUACACAUUUUAGGCCAUUUUCAAGUUUCGCCUUUCGGGAGGCAGUCCUCGCUUUAUUGACCUUGGUCCCGACAAUUGUUUUUGUUAGCCAAGAGGAUCCGGAGUCAAUUGAAAGAAGUAAGGAGGCAUCAAAACGCACCCUGUAUUUUGAAUUUGGCAUGCUCUCAAUUCUUAUGCAUUGUAUGGCUACAUCAAGUUUCUCUUGGGUUCGUGGGAUUUGUAUUAGUUUGAGUAGUAUCGGCGUCUGUUCGAUCUUCCUAAAAAACCGAAGUGACUUUGAUUUCACGUACUGCGAGCCAAUGCUGUGGUACAUGUGGCUUAACAUUCCCAUAGAGGGUGUGAACGAACGAAUGGCUUCCCUCUUUACACUGACAGCGGUUGUGUACUUUAUCACCACGGAAAACGAGAGAAAUCUCAGAUUGUGGUACUAUGUGCUUCAGGAGGCAGAUUCAGCUUGUCAGACAGCUGUGAAGGAGAGUGAAUCAGCUCAACAGAUGCUCGACAAUGUUAUUCCUCGUUAUAUCUUUACACAGUUGGCCAUGAGAGGCCAUCGUAAAUUGAAGGCUGGAACGUUCUGCUUUGCAACCUCCGUCCCCGAUGUUGCCGUCACGUUUGCUACCUUGACUAAUUUCUUCAAAAGCUACUACCGUGAAGACUACCAUGGGGGUGAGAGGGCACUUGGCCUCUUGAACACGAUUAUAUGUGCCUUCGAUAAUUUGCUGAAACAGCCUGAGUUUGCAUGCGUCGAGAAAAUCAAAACUGUCAAUGAUUGCUACAUGGUUGCAGCAGGGUUAAAUCAGCUUCAGCGUGAGGCCCAGAUACCAAAGGAAAAGCAUAUUUACGAGCUGAUUGAGUAUGACUUUGCACUAUGCAAGGCUUUGAAUGAAAUUAACGAAAAGUAUAUAAUAGGCACUGACAAGUUUCAAAUAAAGAUCGGCUACUAUAUCGGCGAUGUGACAGCAGGAAUUAUAGGCUCUCGUAAACCAAUCUAUGAUAUUUGGGGCAAUACAGUUAACGUAGCCAGUCGAAUGUAUUCGACAGGAGCAGCAGGACAAAUCCAAACUGUAAAGGAAGUUACUGAACGCCUGGGUAGUCGUUAUAGUUACGUAUACAGAGGGAACGUGUUCGUCAAAGGUAAAGGAGACAUGUUAACUUAUUUUGUGCAUCCCAAGGGAUCGCUUUCGCCCUUACAAGAAUAA